Ixodes scapularis (black-legged tick) is the source of this 642-nucleotide messenger RNA. It is a transcript of the gene RpL18A, whose product is annotated as 60S ribosomal protein L18a. Gene Ontology annotation, cellular component: ribosome; cytosolic large ribosomal subunit. Gene Ontology annotation, molecular function: structural constituent of ribosome. Gene Ontology annotation, biological process: translation. Bases 66 to 596 code for a protein of 176 amino acids. The transcript has 5 exons. The record is from RefSeq and is a predicted model, not a curated record. Lineage: Eukaryota; Metazoa; Arthropoda; Arachnida; Ixodida; Ixodidae.
UAAAAAUAUUCGAGAAAUUUGGUGCGGUCUGCACGUGGAUCCUUUUUGUGGUAAACGCCAUCAAGAUGAAGGCUAGCGGUCUUCUCAAACAGUACGAGAUCAUCGGACGGCCCUUGCCGUCCGAAAAGCUCAAGCACCCCCCACUGUACAAGAUGAACAUCUUUGCCCCCGACAAGAUUGUAGCCAAGUCGAGAUACUGGUACUUCACCCGCAAGCUGAAGAAGAUGAAGAAGACUCGCGCCGAGAUCGUGUCGCUGCGUCGUAUCUACGACAAGAGCCCGACCAAAGUGAAGAACUUCGGAGUGUGGCUGCGAUACAACUCUCGCAGUGGCACACACAACAUGUACCGGGAGUACCGUGACAUGACCGUGGCUGCUGCCGUCACCCAGUGCUACCGCGACAUGGGUGCCCGCCACAGCGCUCGUGCGUCGUCCAUCCAGAUCAUCCGCGUGGAGGAGAUUGCGGCCGCCAAGUGCAGGAGGCCCCACAUCAAGCAGUUCCACGACAGCAGGAUCAAGUUCCCUCUCCCGUCGAGGAUCAACCGCAACUUCCACCAGCCCAGAUUCACCACUGUGCGACCGGAUGCCAAGUUCUAGUCCGGGUGUAACCGGGACUGUGAAUAAAAAACUGGAGCCACCCCCA